Messenger RNA from Acanthopagrus latus (yellowfin seabream), 2650 nucleotides. RefSeq names its product FAST kinase domains 2 (gene fastkd2). Gene Ontology annotation, molecular function: RNA binding. Gene Ontology annotation, biological process: mitochondrial RNA processing; regulation of mitochondrial mRNA stability. The transcript is spliced from 11 exons. Bases 492 to 2486 code for a protein of 664 amino acids. Gene Ontology annotation, cellular component: mitochondrial matrix; ribonucleoprotein granule. NCBI's taxonomy places the organism in Eukaryota, Metazoa, Chordata, Actinopteri, Spariformes, Sparidae. The record is from RefSeq and is a predicted model, not a curated record.
GAAUAUGGCGACGCACACGGCAUGAAGCUGCAGCGUGACGUUACUGCUCGCUAGCUAAAAUGUGAGGUAUCUCAUGUACCUCUGUUUCUCAGCCGUGUCUGCCAAAUAUUACAUGGUACAUUCGGUACUCUUAGUUACUUAGGGACAUUUUUGUCUUUUUACUCUGUCGGUCAAUACAACAAGUAAGGUGGGAGGCUCGUCACUUAGCUGACAUUGGCUAAUGUAAGCUAGUCAGUGUUGUUUACUUGAAGGGGAUGUCUGCUGACCUUGUUAGAAGCCUGGUUGUAGUAUCUUGAUAUACAUAAUUUGUACUGACUACUUAGGUAUUUUAACGGUGUAUGCGGCCAGAAAUGUACAGAAUGAUAGUGAAAGUAAUAGUUGCUAUUACUUAAAUCAGCUUAAUACCUAAAGUUUUUAUUUAGUCCACACAGGAGAGGCGCUUAUAUCAGUGACGUCGUAGCCUGUUCAAUACGCCCUUUUAGUGCAGCACAAUGUCUCUCAGGGUGACAGAAGAGGUCAUGAGACGGAGCCUGCACUUUUGCAGCCGUCGGUUUCCUUGCUAUCUUGGCAGACUCCCGGCGACAACGUCAAUCACGGAUGCGUCUGUCUCCAGUCAACAGCUGGCGCGCAUCUGGCGCACAGGGCAAAGUCAGACAUGCCUGCCCACGAGUCUUAUCGGUUCGGCGAGGUUUUACUCCCACGAUAGUCGUCACAGCGAGGACUUCGAGGAGAAGGAGCCCGCGGAGAUCCAAGUCGCUGCCACAAUGCAAGGGCAGCGACCGUCCUCUUUCAUCGACCGCCUGGCGCUCUGUAGCUCCCCAUCGGACGUGUUGGACCUCACCUGUCAGUACGCGCCCACAGCGAGACAGAACAGCAGCUGCCUCACCCAGAUGUGGGCCACCACCAAGAUGAUGUCCGACGAGCAGGCUCGCUACGAGCUGCGGCUGAUGUUUGAGCACCCCGCAUUUGAAAAGCUACUGCAGCAGAGCAUGAAGAGUGUGCGCUUCAUGACCGGCGAGGACAUGGCUUAUUCUGUCCUGUAUAUGGUCAAACUGGGUGUCCCCCAACGCAGCCGUGUGGUCCAGACUUUCCUCCGGGCCAGCCAGGAGAAACUGAAUGACUUGGAUGAGAAGGGCCUCUCUGUCUUAGCCACCUGUCUGGAUCAAAUAGAGGAGGGCACCCCCAAUGUUGCUGCGCUUAAGAAAGCCAUGGGGCUGCUGGUGGAGAGCCGUCUUCCUGAGAUCAAGAAUGUCGUGCUCCUCCAGACCAUGAUGCGCGUUGUGGGGAAAGAUGCCCCGCUGAAUCUCAAACGGAAACUAGAGGGAAAAGCUUUAUCGAUGACAGACCAGUUCAGCCUCCCCAACACCCUGUACAUGAUCUCCACCAUGGCCACAAUGGGGUUUUAUUCCAAACCCCUCCUGGAUGUCUGCAGUAACAAGAUCAAAGAAAAGCUCAAUGAAAUCCCCUUCAGCAGACAGUAUAAACUACUGCUGUCCUGUAAGCAACUGCUCUACAGAGACUUGGAUCUGCUCACUGACAUGUCGGACUACGCCGCAUCUAUGAUUGACAUAUGGUCCAACAAACAGUUGGUCAUCUUCCUAUCUGCGUUCGAGAGCCUUCACUUCUGUCCGACUUCCUUUAUGGGGGCAUUUGCCGAGAAGGUGAUCGCCAAUCCAGAACCUCUAACACUGAGAGACCUCCUCUGUGUCCUCAAGGUGUACUCCUCUCUUAACUUUGAUCUGCAGCACCAAAGACAACAGUUCCUGGAUGGUCUCACUGGGGCUCUGGUCUCCUAUCUGCCCAGGAUGUCUGGGUUUGAGUUGUUAAAGACCGUAUACCACCUGUGUCUACUGUGCCACUUCCCUCCUGCACCACUGGAGCAACUCCUGCAGAGCAGUACACUGGAGCAGUUAAAGACUACAGUGCCCAAGUAUCGCAGAAACUGUGAGAGAAUGUUUCGAAUGGUGGACGCGUCCCUCCGUCUCGACCGUCCUCAGCUCCCUCAGCACCUGACCGUCCCCCCAUUUGUCCUGGGCAGCCCCACCCCCAGCAGUUCAGCAGACAAGCUGUGGCUCUUGCAGAGCCUGCGGAGUUUGGUGGGGGACCAGGCAGACACAGUGCUACAGGAAAUGGUGGUGCUGGAGAAUUCAUACCUCAUAGAUGGUGUGAUCACCAAACCUCUGACACGCCAACCCUCUGUGUCUGAAGCUAGUGAAGCAGAAUGUCGCUCUCCAGCAGAGAGCAGUCAAAGAAUCGCAGUUAUUUGCACGCCAAGCCCUUUCUGCUAUGGUACGUCUCACCUUCGUGGCCCACUGGCUGCUAUGACUCGUCAUCUGAACAGCCUGGGAUAUGACUGUGUGUCGGUAACGGAGCACAAGCUGCACGCCAUGUCUGAGGAAAAGAGGAUGGAGUUCCUCAGCAGACAGCUUUUUCCAGAACGCCACGGAUCAGACGCACAGCCAGAAACGGUGCAACUGGGAGCUUGAGGGCAGGCGUGAGUGUUAAAUGGCUGCCAAGAGCCAGACGAGGCUCGGUCGACUCUCAACCUGUGCAAACGUCGUGGACGCGCAGAUUUUGUUGUGUACUUCGAAGCUUUGAGGGGAUGAAUUUAUUAAAGUAUUUGAAUAAAUGUGGUAUGUUUUGUAAAGUU